This is a messenger RNA of Lactuca saligna, 483 nucleotides long. Lineage: Eukaryota; Viridiplantae; Streptophyta; Magnoliopsida; Asterales; Asteraceae. The record is from the annotation of a GenBank genome assembly.
AUGAAUGGCUUCACAAACAGUCAUGUUCUAUUGAAGAAUUCUCCAUCUGGGUUUUUCCAAUUGCAGGUAGCGACCAUAGACUCCAAAAAAAGGGUAAAGAAGAUAAACAGGUGUACAAAUGCUAUGAAGAUAACCAUGGAAAAUGGUAACACAUUCUUUGCAGAAACAACCAUAGUUUCUAUCCCUUUAGGAGGUUUGAAAUCAAACACCAUUACUUUUGAACCAAGACUACCUAAAUGGAAGGAGGAAGCCAUAGCUAACCUUGGAUUUGGAAUUGCGAACAAGAUAAUUUUACAUUUUGAGAAAGUAUUUUGGACAAAUGUCGAGUUUCUAGGAGUAGUUGCAGAUACUUCAUAUGGAUGUAGCUACUUUCUUAAUCUUGACAAAGCUACAUGCCAUCAUGUUCUUGUUUACAUGCCCGUAGGAAAACUAGCAAGAGAUAUUAAGAAAAUGUCAGAUGAGGCUUGUUUUGCUUUUACAUAG